UCCUUGAUUGAUGGCGAUGGACACUUUAGCAGAGCAAAUAAAAUGAGCUCGAGGCUACUGCGUAGAGAGAGGCAGUGACAGAGGGGGCGCGGAUACUAAACGGCGCAGGAGAGAGAGAGAUGGUAGGAGAAUCGAAAAGGUUUUGAUUUGAAAAGCCCAACAAGACGAAAGCCGCCCCAUAACGGGCUGCCUGCAAUGGCAAUGGGGGCAGAGAGAACAGUGUUAACCCUUCCUGUGAAUGAGUCUUUUGAGCUAGAGAAGGCAGUAUGCAGCCAUGGCUUCUUCAUGAUGGCCCCAAACUUAUGGUUCUCCUCCUCCCAAACUCUCCAACGCCCCUUACGCCUAACUGAUCGAUCCUCUGUCCCUGUUCGCAUAACCCAACUUUCUCUCUCCUCACAAAAAUCCCUGCAAAUCCUUGUUUUGGGGGCAAGCAAACUCUAUCAACAUGACCAACAAUAUCUUCUGGCUCAAGUCGCUAGGAUGCUUCGGAUUUCAGAAGAAGAUGAUUUAAAGGUGAACAAGUUUCAUGAGAUGUAUCCUGUUGCCAAAGAGACAGGUUUUGGGCGGGUUUUUCGAUCCCCCACCUUGUUUGAAGAUAUGGUGAAAAGCAUCCUUCUCUGCAAUUGCCAGUGGACGAGGACAUUGUCUAUGGCAAGAGCUUUGUGUGAGCUUCAACUAGAACUGAAUGGAAACUCUCUCAGACAAUCAAAUAAAGACACUGACUUUUCAAAAAGUGUUAAUCUUUCUCCUGUAACUCCGAUGCAACUAGAGCACAAGAAGAGGCGGAAAAACCCAAAUCAGAAUAUCAUCAUGAAUCUAAUGACAAAGUUCUCAGAAAAUGAAACUCAUUUAGCAGCUGAUGAAAGCUUAAGACCCAUAGAUCUUGCUAAGGACUUCUCCAAAAAUAGCCCAACUAUGUUCUCAUCUGAAGAAGGAAGAAAUGGGAAGUUAAACUAUGAUCAAGUCUCUGAAGAAAAGUUAGGGGAUGGGGCGAUACUAGAUAAUCAGUUAUUAGAAAAUAAAACACUAAGUUUUUUUCUGGAGGCUGGGAAUUUUCCAUGUCCCGAAGAACUUGCUAAUCUUGAUGAGAAGAUCUUAGAGAAACGUUGUAAAGUGGGAUUUAGAUCAAAGCGCAUAGUAAAGCUUGCUCAAAGCAUUGUGGAAGGCGCACUUGAUUUGGGAAAGAUUGAGGUUUUGAGUCAACAAGACCCGAUUCAUCUGGAUGGAUUGAUGAGGCAAUUGCUUAGCAUAUAUGGUGUUGGUCCUUAUGUGUGCAACAACGUGCUCAUGAGCAUGGGAAUUUACCAGAGGAUUCCUGCAGAUACUGAAACCCUUAGGCAUCUGAAACAGUUUCAUGCCAGAAAGCAAUGCACCAUAGGAACUAUUCAGAAAGAUAUUGAAGAGAUCUAUGGGAAACAUGAACCAUUCCAAUUUCUUGUUUACUGGUCAGAGAUGUGGGAAUUUUACGAAAAGAGGUUUGGCAAACUGAGUCAGAUGCCUCCCUCAGAUUACGAGCUUAUUACUGCACACAAUAUGAAGAACAAUAUUCCAAAAAGAAAAAGAUACAAAUGAGACAAUGCAUACAAUGGUUCAGUAUCUCUUUGUUUAUUAUCCCGGGCCAGUUUGGAGCAUGUCUUAAAUUAAAGUGGUCUUCUAUCUUUGAUGACCUUGAGGCUUUUUUAUAACUAGAGUAUUUUUGUGAAAACUUCUUUAAAUCAAAGGUCAGAGCUGUGGGAAUUUUACGAAAAGAGGUUUGGGAAACUGAGUCAGAUGCCUCACUCAGAUUACCAGCUUAUUACUGCACACAAUAUGAAAAACAAUAAUAUUCCAAAAAUAAGAAGAUACAAAUGAGACAAUCAUACAA
Amborella trichopoda is the source of this 1864-nucleotide messenger RNA. RefSeq lists its product as uncharacterized. Gene Ontology annotation, cellular component: nucleus. Gene Ontology annotation, biological process: base-excision repair; base-excision repair, AP site formation. NCBI's taxonomy places the organism in Eukaryota, Viridiplantae, Streptophyta, Magnoliopsida, Amborellales, Amborellaceae. Gene Ontology annotation, molecular function: 8-oxo-7,8-dihydroguanine DNA N-glycosylase activity. The record is from RefSeq and is a predicted model, not a curated record.